UUAUCAUGAAUGUGAACGGUGAAGAUUAUGGAGUAGAAGAUGGUGCGAAGAUGGACUACUUAGUAAAUCAUGGUUUGGAGCUUCCUCAUCGGGAAAAGCAAGAUGAAGAUUCUGUUACAGCUGACCUUGAACGAGGAAUGAGAUCUCAACAUGUAGAUGAAAGCAUUCCUACUUGCUUACAGACGGGAUCAGUCAAAUCUCAAGUUCCGUCCCCGUGUCCGCUGAAUCUUGAGAUGGAGAUAUUGUUGGACCAUUUUACGGCCAAAAUGACGAAGCAACAGGGGAAGAACAUGAAACAGCCUUAUCACCAAAUAUCUGUCAGCUGCCUCCUCUCCACCAAGCUGAGCAGGCAAUUUUACGCCCCUUUUUCUGUUCUCAGGUGGCAUUCUAAUUCCGAGCUCUAUGCUAAUGUAGUGCACAAAGGAGAUACAUCUAAGGCUGAUGGGGAUGAAAUUUUCGAGCAGAUGGCAUAUAUUCUGCUCUAUGCUCCGCACAGCACUCUCUGGUUUACCGAUUUCAUUCUAGCUCUGCAGUCGUCAAAUGGAUUUGCUUCUUUAGUGGCAUCACAACUACUCCCUACUUUUGAGCUUGGACAGGGUGAUGCAACUAUUUUGCCUCAUGAUAAGGAAGGAAACGGAUCAGAGACUAAUGGAGAUUACAAGCAGCUACAAACUACUAUUUCCUUCGUUCCUGACUUUACAGAACAGUGUCAAGAUGAUAUUUUGGGUGGGGGAAAUGGAGCUGGUGAAGCUGAUAAAGGUCCAAGUUUAACCAGUGAAAAUAAUUUAGUUGCUGAUGGAGAUGAAGGUUUGUUUGCUGAUGAAUAUUACCAAUUUGCAUUUUGGCAAUUGCUAUUUUUUUGCAUAUGGCUUGACCUCUCUGAUGUUUUGAAAAGGAAAAAAGGCAGGGUGUUUCUAGUUUUGCUUCAUGCAGCCAUUUUUGAUCAUUUGACGGAAGUUGAUAAUAAUGUAAUCAUGGUAGAUGGUUUCAAAUCAGAAGAAGAGAGUAGCUGGAUUGAUGUUGUAGCAAACUUAGGUGGGGAAAUCCAUGCAGCCUCCAGGGAGUUAGGAGACCAUGUCGAGAAUGAUCUAUCGCUCGAUUUUGGGAUAGCAGCUUGUGGGGAUAAUGAAAAGGGAUGUCUGUUCGUUGAUAACAGGAGCUUCUACAACAUUGGUCUGCCGAGAUCGAGGCUUAUAAUUGGGCCGAACAUUCAGUGUUUUGGCUUGCUUGAUGAGUUUGACAAUUAUACUAUGCGGUCAUGUCUCUCGAGUGCCGUAAAAGUUCAAGCAGUUGAUGUGACUAAGGCCUUGCAGGAAUCAGGAGGCGUAGACCUUUGCUUUCCGAUUGAGGACGAGCCACUCCUACUCGGAUACAAUAUAGAUGGGGAGCUAGUUAUCGAUGGGUUCUUCUCUCGUCCAUGGCUUCUUAACAAAAAUCAGUUUUCGCUGAUUCGAUUAUUCACUACGAGAGAGGGCAUGAUUGCUUAUCAUUGUGGUGUUUCUACGCUUGAUGAGGCAGAUGGGGUUGCCAGGUGUUUGUUGGAGUUCACGAUAGGUGUGACGGGUUCUCUGAAGUUCGGCUCAUGGCCACCGCGACUUUUCGUCAUCAUUGGAGGUGGUUCUGGUCUAGGAACGGGGAGAACUUGGGUUGCUGCUAUAGCAGACAUAUGUAGGGAAGCAAAUGCAAUCUCAAGAGAGUUUGAAGAGGUUGUUCUCAACGUUAUGCUGCUAAUGAUUCAAGCCCAUUUAUUAGUUAAAGGGAGUACAAGAGCAGUAUACAAUCCAAGUAAGAAUCCUAGCAUCAAGACCGAGUCGUCAAUUAAUUUAGAGAGUGCAAAUGAAGGGCUAGAAGAUCAAAUUGGAGCAGAGAUGGCAAGCUUGGAAGCUAGGCAAUCAGCUGCAAAAGAAGGAUACAUGGCUUGUGGUACCUGUGUGUUGCUUCAAUUUCGAGCUUUAGAACAUGGAGUUAUAAAGUUGAUCUUCUGCUGCAUUUUCUUCAUAUCCGCCUUGAGGACAAGGCGAUUGUUAUCGGGGAGGGAGUUAAUAGGGACCUCGGACCCCAAGCCACAAGCCCAAACGACCAACUAAGCCGUGGCCCGACAUCUUUUAUUGUUAGUUUAUUAUUUAAUUUCCUUGUCUAGCUAUAGUAUUUUUGGAACACAAACCUUGCUCCUCAAGCAAGAUAUUUACCGUAUUUUAGCAUAGGAUUUAUAUAAAUCUUUUCGGGUUUUCUUCUUGAUUCUUUCCCGAAUCGUAGAGUCGAAUCAAGCAGGGUCCGGACUCUAUAAAUA
Messenger RNA from Salvia splendens (bonfire salvia), 2290 nucleotides. RefSeq lists its product as uncharacterized. The record is from RefSeq and is a predicted model, not a curated record. The transcript is spliced from 2 exons. Bases 6 to 2087 code for a protein of 693 amino acids. NCBI's taxonomy places the organism in Eukaryota, Viridiplantae, Streptophyta, Magnoliopsida, Lamiales, Lamiaceae.